AUUAUUUCGUUACAAUGCGUAAAUCAAUGCGCUUCUCAGUUUGUAUUAUUUAUUCUUUGCUGGUUGAGCGCUAGCUAAGUUACGCUAACCCGCGCAGUGAAAGAAUACAACAGACUGACGAGAGAAUGUGAUUCAUUUUACGAAUGUGAUAUUGCCCGAAUGCUAUUAAACAUCGUAGGAACAGGCUAGGGUAGUAAACAAACACUAUGUACUUAUUGUAACUGUUUACAGAAGUAACUGGGUGGAUAUCAGAUCAAAGCUCAGAUGAUCUAUAUAACGUUAUGUUCUGUACGAACAGAUGAAGAGUAAAAUACAAAAUGUGAUUUUCUUUUAGGAUAUAGAGAAUGGCGUCUCGGGGUAAAUCAGAAACGAGUAAACUGCGACAAAACAUGGAAGAACAGCUGGACCGGUUGAUGCAACAACUGCAGGACUUAGAGGAGUGCAGAGAAGAACUGGAUGAGGAGGAGUAUGAAGAAACAAAAAAAGAGACAUUAGAGCAGUUGAGCGAGUUCAAUGAAUCACUGAAGAAGUUAAUGUCUGGAAACAUGACUUUGGUUGAUGAACUCGGGGGAAUGCAAUUGGCGAUCCAAGCUGCCAUCAGCCAGGCAUUUAAGACACCUGAAGUUAUUCGGCUGUUUGCUAAAAAGCAGCCAGGCCAGCUGAGGACAAGAAUGGCUGAGAUGGACCGUGACGUGAUGGUUGGAAAGCUUCCUCGAGAUGUGUACACUCAGCAGAAAGUGGAGAUCCUCACAGCUCUGAGAAAACUUGGCGAGAAGCUUACACCAGAAGACGAAGCUUUCCUUUCUGUGAAUGCCAGUGCUAAACUGAGUCAGUUUGAGAAGGUCACAGCUAGUUUAGGAUCUGAAGAUAAAAUUAUGGCGCUGGCCAGUUCUGGUGUUGGAAACGCCCAGACAUAAAGGUUUACUUGGGUUGUUGUGAGUUGUGGCCUAAAUGAUGUCUGUGAGUUUUACUGUCUGUACAGCGUUUUUAACAAUGGUUGCAAUUUCCUGCACAUUUUAUGGCUGAUUGUACUUAUGUGGGUACAAUGAAAAAAUGUUUACAUUGUUCUAAACACUUUUACAUUUAGGACAGCUAGAAUUAGCAUACUGUCUGCAGCCAAUAACCCCUUUGGUACAAGUAUUUGAUUGUAACUACUAUGAUUUUAAUUGUGUUUGUGAUUUUUUUAACCAGUGUGUUGUUUGUAAAUAUUUUGUAUUUGAAUAUAUUCAAUGGCUGCAUAUGAACAGCGUAGAGUGUUUAUUCCGUGAGUUUUAAUGUAUAUUUCUGAACAAUAGUAUAGGUUGUGUUUGGUUGAAAAAGUGGUCAGAAAUCUCUGCCAAAUUGACAUCAUCAGGAAUCACUUGAAUGUUAAAAUGUACAUACCACUGUGUCAAUGCGCUUUACAAUAAGGCUAAAUUCAUCAGUUAAUGUUUGUUGCAUUUAAGUUAAUGCAUUAACUACUGUUAACGCUUUGUAUUGUAAAAUUUCAUAAAAGAUUGUAUCAAGUAUACAAUAAACAGCCUGAUAACAGAGUACAUUUACUAUAACAUUAGCUGGUAUUUCUACCUGAACCAUUAGACAGCAUUGAGAAUAUUGUAAAUAGCAGAUUUAGAUGUUGUUCACUUCUUAAGCACUGGGUGGCUCUCUAAUCCCAGAAACCUUUGCUGUGGUCUUUAUCACUAUGCAUCAUUGAGCCAUCAUAAAAGAUUCCUGAGGAAAGAUCAAGGUGAAUUAAUGAUUAAAAACCUUUCACUAGUAAGAAAACAUUUACCAUUCCUUGGUAAAUCCUA
This is a messenger RNA of Triplophysa rosa, 1790 nucleotides long. It is a transcript of the gene lzic, whose product is annotated as leucine zipper and CTNNBIP1 domain containing. The record is from RefSeq and is a predicted model, not a curated record. The transcript has 6 exons. Gene Ontology annotation, molecular function: beta-catenin binding. Lineage: Eukaryota; Metazoa; Chordata; Actinopteri; Cypriniformes; Nemacheilidae. Bases 345 to 917 code for a protein of 190 amino acids.